AUGAAAGAAUAUCUGUCGGAUACAAAAGGCGUUCGAGAGAAAGGGAAGAUGAUGGAGGAGGCGGAAAAGAAGCUGGAGGCAGAAGGGGUUGGCUGCAUCAUUCUGAUAAGCAGUUACAGUUGCAAUUUUCAACGGCUCUUUCAUUUCCGAUUCUUGCAGUUUUCGAUGGCUGCUUCAAUUGGUUUUCUCAAGAUUACUACAAAACUGAAACCAAUUCGAACAAGAGAAAGGUUUGUUUGUUCAUGUUUUAAGGAAUCUGAGAAAGAAAGGUGUUUAUUGAUGAAGACUUUGAGAUCGAAAAUGCUGCUAUCUUGGCUUUUUCAAGACAAAGUGGUCUCUUUUGUUGGUUCAAAGUAUGAAAAUUUUCUAUUUUAUGAUUUUCUCAUUGCCAAAGGGUUGUUAUGGAUUUUAAUUAGAGAAGGUGUUGGAGUUCUGCUAUUGGAAGAACUUGACCAUGCUAAGGGAACAUAAACGGCUGAAAGCCUUCCUUUGGUUUCUAUAUUACUUUGACCUGGAUGAAGCUGACUUGAUUGAACGAUUUAUUUCUUAACUGAAACAUUUUUCAUGUAUAUCGUAUGUCUUGUAUUGUAUUGUGUUGUAAAAAGUAAAAUCAUCUCAUUUUUGUUGCAUUUUAUGGUGUCAUGUGACAAAACUGCUACCACAAAGUAUCAGGUUGACCAGAGCAACAAUUUGAGAAGGCAUGGAGACGAAAAAGACCUGAAUGCAUGGUAGUUACAUGCGGAAUCUAUGUUUCAUGCAUGACAACUUAACAAUGUGUUGAAUACUUAAUCAAUAACAUUGUUUACAAUGGAAUACCCUUUAACCCCGCAACGCGGGGGGAAACUUUCCUAGUUUGUAUGAAUAGAGAGGUGGGCAAAAUAAUCGGUUUAUGGUUCAUGAUCCGAAAUGGUUUGAAAUCAAAAACCUAUCCGAAAAUGAGGCAUGUUCAGUUUAAAACAUAUCCACUGGUUUGGAUCGGUUUGAGAACUUUACUAAUGAAAAUGGUU
Lactuca virosa is the source of this 1007-nucleotide messenger RNA. Lineage: Eukaryota; Viridiplantae; Streptophyta; Magnoliopsida; Asterales; Asteraceae. The record is from the annotation of a GenBank genome assembly.